Messenger RNA from Lemur catta (Ring-tailed lemur), 5603 nucleotides. It is a transcript of the gene ARHGEF5, whose product is annotated as Rho guanine nucleotide exchange factor 5. NCBI's taxonomy places the organism in Eukaryota, Metazoa, Chordata, Mammalia, Primates, Lemuridae. Gene Ontology annotation, biological process: activation of GTPase activity; intracellular signal transduction. Gene Ontology annotation, molecular function: guanyl-nucleotide exchange factor activity; protein binding. Bases 223 to 5031 code for a protein of 1602 amino acids. Gene Ontology annotation, cellular component: nucleus; cytoplasm. The record is from RefSeq and is a predicted model, not a curated record. The transcript is spliced from 15 exons.
GCUCCCGCGCACAGGGGCCCGGCCCCUCCCCCGGGAAGGUGUGUCCCUGUUUCCUCACCUGAAACUUCCUAGGAGGACCCGAUCCCUCCCUCCCGUCGGGCGGGCCGCGGGUGCGGCGGCUGGGGCGGCCGGGCCUGCGCUGGGCACUGCGGCCGGCGCCUGGCACCUGGAGGGGACUCCUGGGCCGAAGCAGCAUGUGACACCGGCCAGGAUUCAGCUCUGAUGGAGGCUGAAGAGCCCCGACAUAGAGCCUCCACUGCCAUCGCUGCCGUAGCGGAAUUCAGCACCGUCCCUGCAGCGCCCAUGCGGGGCAGCCAGAUCCCUGCCUUGGGGCCUGACGCUCAAGAAGGCGAGGAUCUGUCCCACACGUGGAGAGAGGAACACGGACUCCUGAUGACCCAGCAGAGAGAGUCAGGGGACGUGCGUGACUAUGCAGUUGAGAAUGUGCCUUCUUUCCCAAAGGAAAGUUCUGCAGGUAUAGAGACCAACCAGGAAAACCUUGUGGCUGAGGCCUGCGACCCUCUAGAGCACCGAGACGCAGUGCCCCAGAGCCUGGCAGACACACGAGCAAGGACAAUAGAUCCCCCAGAGCUCGGGGCCUGCCCCUUCCAGGGUGAAUAUCCAGGCAUGGUCUCAAUAUCCAAUGAACUGGGCAGCGGAGCGGAGGUGGAAUUUCAGCUGGAACUCACUUCUCCAGCAUUGGGGUCUAGACAGGCAGAAGAGAAGGAGGAAACCUCUCUAGAUACCUCUGCUCCAACCAGAUUUUGGCCUUCCUGCGAAGAGCACCCUGCGGGGACCAACCAGAUUGGGAGCUCUGAAAAUGGAACUGCCAGGCAGGAAGAGCUGCAGUCCUGGGAGAUGCAGGAAAGUCAGGAGCCAGAAGGGCUCUGGCAUCCCUGGGAGGCCCAGGGACAGGAGGGGCAGGGACAGCAGGAAGUGGGGGAGGAUGUUUGUGCCGAUGGCCUUUGGGGGCAGCAGGUACAGGGGAUAGAGCAAGUUGAUGGUGUAGAGGGAGAACAGAGGCAAAGGCAGGAACAGGUACAAGACGAUGUGCUGCCUGGGAGACCAGGAGAAAGGGAGGGGCUCCAUGGGGAACUAGAGGGCCUGAGGGGUGGUGCAUGGGGUCAAGAAGAUGUGGAGAGGAGCACGCAGGGUCAGCAAGGUCAAGAACAGGGGGAACCGAGGAAGAGGGAGUCAAGGGGGCUGGAAGAGAGUAGGGUAGACUCUCAGGAUGAGGAGAGUCAGAGCUUAGUGGGGACAUCAGAGGAAAUAACAAAGCGAGGAGAUCAGGGUCUAAAGGGGAAAGUGUUGCCAGCAGUGGGGCUGGAGGAGGAGCCAGGGAGUUGGGACGGCGGCACGCUGAGGGGAGCAGAAGAAGAGGGGGUCACAGAUGAGGAGAAAGAGCAUCAUGGGCCUUCAACACUGGCUCCAGUAGCCCCUGAGCUCUCUUGUCCCAGGGACUUGUUUCCAGAUGCCUCACAUCCCAUGACCCAGAUUCCUGAGACUCAGACAGAGCCCAGGGCUGAGGAACUGUCCCCCUUAGCUCUGACUCCUACACUGCAGCCCAUAGGAUGUUCCCACCAGCUCAUUUCUCUGCCUGGCUCCUUUCCUACGUGGGAGUCACCUGACGAUGAAACCACUGAAGACAGCCAGCAAGAGGGACCCAAGCUGAGGAAGAGUACAGUGUCCAGCCAGGAGCCUGAGGUGGUCUCUGCCAAUACAUCUGUGACUCCUCCAAGGACACCGGAUUCCACUCCUUCCAGCCCUGCUGAAGUCUCCCCCGUCACACCUGCCUUGUUACCUGCCAGCCCCCCACCUGCCUUUCCGAGGAGGGAGACCUCUCCUGCUGCACAUUCUCCAGAAGGCUCCAGAGCCUCUCUCUUAAUGGACACCCCUUCUCCCUGUGGGACUUCCCAGACUCUCCCAGCCUCCCUCUGUGGCAUCCCCUCUGCAGAGGCCACCAUGGACCCAUGUGCCAGCUCCGACGGGGCCAGCCCUCAUGGCCCUGUAGCCAACUGCAGAGGGACUGUCCAGCACCUAAGGAGCAACUCCUUCCCGGGCUCCCACAGGACAGUGCAGACUCCAGAUCUGAUGGGAACAUCACUUUCCUUCUCCCACUCGGAGUUGCCCCAGAGGCCCCCCAAACCUGCCAUCUACGGCUCUAUGAUCCCAAGAAGGGACAGGAGGAGUGGAAGGGACUGCAGCAUCAUUCUGGAAUCCCCUACUGCAUUAUCUAUUCCAAAGCAGGACUCUCAAGAAUUCACCUCAAGUGCAGAGCAGCCCAGUGGUCCUCAUGGCAGCCGGCUGUGGGGCUCCCCACUGAAUUCAGACUUGGCCGUAGGGUCUCCUGCCUUUGGUUCUUCCCCACCCUUUGUCUCCAUGGAUAUGAGGAGCAAAGACCCCCUGCCCCCUCCUCCCCUAGAGAAGAGGCACGUACCCCCCUCCAUGGUGGAGACAGAUGGCCAUCCUCGUGCCGUGGUCCCCACCCUGAAACGGCAUAGCCAUCCUCCUCCAUUGGCCCUAGGUUUGAGGCUCCAUGGCCCCCCUAAAGGCCCACUCCCCCAAGUUCCUGACCCUCUUGUGGCAAGGCAGCACCGACCUCUGCCAUCUACCCCAGACAGCCCCCACCACACUCAGACCUCUUUCUCACCCAGGCUGAGGUACAACAAGCCAUUACCCCCAACUCCUGACAUGCCCCAACCCCACCAUCCUCCCAUUCCUCCUCCUAAUAUCUCAAGGAUCUACAGACCUCUACCCCCCUUGCCCAUCAUGGAUCCUCCCACCGAGCCACCCCCACUGCCCCCGAAGUCCAGGAGCAGGAGCAGGACCAUUCAGGGAGGACUGAUGAACUCAGGAGGUCAAGCCAAAGUGAGACCUGUUUGUCAAGACUGGACGGUCUCCACUGCCCCCUCUGCUGGACGUACCUCCUGGCCCCCAGCCACAGGCAGAUCAACAGAGUCUCUGGCUUCUACCAGCAGGAGUAAGAGUGAGGUGUCCCCUGGCUUGGCUUUCAGCAACAUGACAAAUCUUCUGGAUCCCUCUUCCCCUACCACUCCCUGGACUCAGGAGUUCCAGGGACCCACCACUAAGGAUAAACCAGAGCUCUCAGAAGAGUCUGAGGCCCCUGCAAGAGAAACUUUAAGAAUAGCCCCUCAGGAAGGAGCCGAUGGCCCAAGGAGACCAGCACUAGGCCAAGCAAGGCAACCAGGAAAGCCCAGCCAUCCCCAGCUGGAGAAGGCGUCCAGCUGGCCCCACCGCCGGGACCCAGGGAGACAACCUGCAGGCAGCAGUGGGCAGGUCGUUGUGGUGCCUGGCGAGGGGUCCAGCAAGCACAAGGGCUGGAACCGGCAGGGCCUGCGUAGACCUUCUGUCCUGCCCGAAGGCUCUUCAGAUUCACAGGGUCCAGCCGUGGAAAAAUCCCCAAAUCCCUCAGAUGCUAUUGUCUUUCGUGAGAAAAAACCAAAGGAGGCGACAGGAGGCUUUUCAAGACGCUGCUCCAAACUCAUCAACUCCUCCCAGCUGCUCUACCAGGAGUACAGCGAUGUGGUCCUCAACAAGGAGAUUCAGAGCCAGCAGCGGCUGGACAGCCUGGCAGAGGCGCCCGGGCUCAGCUCGCCCCGGCAGCCUCGCAAGACCCUGGCGUACUCCGAGUCAUACCUGCAGCGCCUGUCAGCGGCCUCCAGCGGCUCCCUCUGGCAGGAGAUCCCGGUGGUCCGCAACAGCACCGUGCUGCUCUCCAUGACCCACGAAGACCAAAAACUGCAAGAGGCCAAAUUUGAGCUGAUUGUGUCUGAGGCCUCGUACCUGCGCAGUCUGCACAUAGCUGUGGAUCAUUUCCAACUGUCUGCCCCACUCCGGGCCACCCUUACCAACCAGGAGCACCAGUGGCUCUUCUCUCGUUUGCAGGAUGUGCGAGACGUCAGCACCACGUUUCUCUCAGACCUGGAAGAGAACUUUGAGAACAACAUCUUCUCCUUCCAAGUAUGUGACGUCGUCCUGAGCCACGCCUCGGACUUCCGCCGGGUCUACCUGCCUUACGUCACCAACCAGACCUACCAGGAGCGCACCUUCCAAAGCCUACUGAAUAGCAACAGCAGCUUCCGAGAGGUCUUGGAGAAGCUGGAGAGCGACCCCGUCUGCCAGCGCCUAUCCCUCAAGUCCUUUCUGAUUCUGCCUUUCCAGCGCAUCACCCGCCUCAAACUCUUGCUGCAGAACAUUCUGAAGAGAACACAGCCUGGAUCCGCAGAGGAAGCGGAGGCCACGAAGGCGCACCACGCCCUGGAGAAGCUGAUCCGAGACUGCAAUAACAAUGUCCAGAGGAUGCGACGGACGGAGGAGCUAAUCUACUUGAGCCAGAAGAUUGAGUUCGAGUGCAAAAUAUUCCCACUCAUUUCGCAGUCACGCUGGCUGGUGAAGAGUGGGGAGCUGACAGCCCUGGAGUUCAACGUCUCCCCGGGGCUGCGAAGGAAACUGAACACACGCCCAGUCCACCUGCACCUCUUCAAUGACUGUCUGCUGCUGUCACGGCCCCGAGAGGGCAGCCGAUUCCUGGUAUUUGACCAUGCUCCCUUCUCCUCCAUCCGGGGGGAAAAGUGUGAAAUGAAGCUACACGGACCCCACAAAAACCUCUUCCGACUCUUCCUGCGGCACAACGCACAGGGCACCCAGGCCGAGUUCCUCUUCCGCACCGACACUCAAAGUGAAAAGCUUCGAUGGAUCUCAGCCUUGUCCAUGCCAAGAGAGGAGUUGGACCUUCUGGAGUGUUAUGACUCCCCCCAAGUGCAGUGCCUUCGCGCCUACAAACCCAGGGAGAAUGACGAGCUGGCGCUGGAAAAGGCGGACGUGGUGAUGGUGACCCAGCAGAGCAGCGACGGCUGGCUGGAGGGUGUGAGGCUCUCAGACGGGGAGCGAGGCUGGUUUCCCGUGCAACAGGUGGAGUUCAUUUCCAACCCAGAGGUCCGUGCACGGAACCUGAAGGAAGCCCAUCGCAUCAAGACUGCCAAACUGCAGCUGGUGGAACAGCGAGCCUAGCUGUGCUCUGAGAGGAGCUUCCUGAGCUUGAGAACAAGCUGUUGCUGGAGAGGGCUGGCCCCAGAGCCAGCUACAGAGGCCUUUUGUGGACCAAGAACUAGGCCUUCAGAAAGCCCAAGGACAAACUCCAGCUAAUCCAGUCACUCAUCCCAGGCCUCCCUUGUGCUUUGUGCUUGGUGGGGGGAUCUUUAGGGACUUUGCACUGGAUUUUGGGAACCUUUUUUCAUAGGAAAAGGGACCAUUUGGGCCUGAACCGAGGACCUUUCCUUCUACUGCCUUAUAGUGCUUAAACAUCCCUGCUUCCAGAGUGCAGAGUCAGAGCUGGCCAGAGUUUCAGUCGUGGCCACAUGUUAAACAGAAUCUGACCUCAGUCUACUGCAGGGAGAUGUUUAAGAGGGAUUAAUAUCAGAUGGGAGUGUCAACCUGGUGACCUCUAAGGUAUCUUCCAUCCCUAGAGAUUCCCCGUCAUUAUUGGUGUGAAGUUAGUGCCCGCAUCUCUGAGAUCUAUGUCUGUUGGUGGCAAUGUGAGGGUAAUACUCUCUCACUCUAAUAAACUUGGCACUUCUCCGAGU